Metarhizium album ARSEF 1941 is the source of this 3666-nucleotide messenger RNA. Its product is annotated as Protein kinase-like domain protein. Gene Ontology annotation, biological process: negative regulation of glycogen biosynthetic process; intracellular signal transduction; protein phosphorylation. The transcript is spliced from 4 exons. Gene Ontology annotation, cellular component: cytoplasm; cytosol; nucleus. The record is from RefSeq and is a predicted model, not a curated record. NCBI's taxonomy places the organism in Eukaryota, Fungi, Ascomycota, Sordariomycetes, Hypocreales, Clavicipitaceae. Gene Ontology annotation, molecular function: ATP binding; protein serine/threonine kinase activity. Bases 1 to 3666 code for a protein of 1221 amino acids.
AUGCUGCAGAUGCAUGGCGGGCAGCAGCAACAGCAGCAACAGCAGCAAAAACAACAACAACAACAACAACAGCUCAACGAUGAUAGCUUCGAGGAGCGGGAUCGCGGACGAGGCAAGCUAGUGCUGCCGCUGUCAUUGCCAAAGAACCGAAGCACUGGAAAUCUCGCCCCCUCGGCCGACGCGACGGUCGACCGGAGUCGAAAUCGCAUGUCGUUUGGGGGCAUCUCGGCCUCUGCCGUGGAAUAUGAUGCACUGACAAGGCCUUCACAUAUCAACGACCAUGAACACGGUCCGGGAAUCACUGGACUGCGGCGCAUCCGUCAGCAGCACCCGCCCUCUCGAGCUCCAACGAUGCCCAACUCCAGUUCCUCAUCUCGAAGCCCGUCCGUCGUUGCACUGUCUCGCUCUACCUCUAUGAGUGCCAUGCUGGCCAACACCGCCGGUAUGCAGCACACUGCAGGACCGGCCUCGCCUAGUUUCUCUGAGGACUUGUCACGAUUUCCUUCCGAAUCAUUACACUCGUUUUCCUUUGCUCAUCAAUCAGAGGAAUUUAUACAUAACCGCCAGACUAUAUUGAAACGUUCCAUGGACUUAAUGAAAGAUCGAAUAGCCUGGCCCAUGAGCUCGACACAAGCGGGACUCGCCAGCGCCCACGCUCGUGUCACAGGCGAUGUUGAUACCCAAAACAUGCUGGAGCUGCUUGCACGGGCACAGCUUAUUGGAGCUGGGAACCUGCCGAGCCUGGAUCCUGCUGCAGUUCCAGCUGCACCACUGACUGGGCCGGCUGAUGUGACGGGUGAAAACUUUUUUGAAAAGCAGUUCACGCCACAGCUUUCUCGAACGAGCACCGCGGCAUCUGAUACUGCAUCUCCAAUCACCGCACAGGCACAGGGCUUGAAGUCGCCCCUCUUUCGAUUCCCAACGUCUGAUGGGGCUGGUAUAGAGAGUCUUCCUGCAGUCCCAGAGCUGGAACACGAAUCCUCGACUUUGAUUCGGGCCGACGGGCACAUGGGUGACGAAGAAUUGGACCCCAAGGCGAAGCCCGUCUGCAGGCCUGCGAGUCUGAAGCGCACCAUGACCGAUACCCUUGGCAUUGCCCUGCAAGAUAAGCUUCUAGAUACGAUGACACAGCCAUUCUUGGCAGGACAGAUGAUGGCUGAAGAGCCAAUUACCUCGUCAACAACAGCCUUCCCCGGGCCGCCUGCGAAAGCUUUCCCAAGUGCUAUUGGUCCCACUCCCCAUGGUCAUACAAACCGCUGGGUGCCUGCCGCUCAAGCCAUCUUUACCACCGAGGCCAAACCGCCGUGGACCAUUAUUGCAGCCAACGAUUUGGCCUGCCUCGUGUUUGGUGUUACCAAGGCAGAAGUGCGCAAAAUGGGCAUCUUGGAGGUGGUCCAAGAAGAACGACGGGCCUGGCUUGAACGAAAACUCGUGCGGACCAGCGAAGCUUCUGCGGAUGAUGCCAAAGAAGGGGCAGUGCGCGAGAGCCCUGCCGCUUCCGCCGCCUCAACGUUGCUCGGCGGACGCUCAGAUGGAAUCACGGCGCAGCUUCUGAACAAACCAAACUCGCGCUCGCAGCCAUCCAAAUACGGGCCAAGACGAGCACAGACUGUGCAUAGUGGCGACCCAACUUCGACGACGACUAGAGGCGCUGGACAGCAUCGCAGCAAUCUUUCACGAGGCGUUCUUCUGUGCGGCGACGUUGUUCCCAUACAGAAGAGGAACGGGGCGACUGGCUCUGCAAGCUUAUGGGUGAAGGAAAAAAAGGUUGGCUUGAUAUGGGUUUUGGAGGAGAUCCAUGAGGAUGUUGCAUACGUGACAAUAGACGAGGAGGGUUCCGUGAAGAGCAUGUCUGGGGCAUCCGCAACCAUCUGGGGAUCUCAGGCUACGGGAUCUGGCUUUGAUGUGGCAAGGCUGAUACCGCGAAUUCCCCGGCAAGGCAUUGAUCCCACAAUUGGUGAGAUUGACUUUGCUCAAAUUGCGAGGAGGAAGUUCUUCACUUGUCCCAACGCCCAUCAGAUUAACAUCCCCUGCAGUGUAGAGCAAGUACGAGGAAAACUCGAGCUGCGUGUGUCAACCUUCCCUCACAUGGCCGGCAUCAUUGUUGUUGACCCUGUUCAACUCAAGAUCCGGAGCUCCAAUUCUGUCUUUUGCGGUGCCUUAUUUGGCCAUGAGAAGCCUGAUGGACUGCCUAUUGACUCUCUUAUUCCCGAUUUUAACAAGAUUGUUGAUGUAUUAACGCAAGAGGACGAUCUACAAAUGCUGGAUGGAAUGGUUGUCCCUGAGGCCCGGUUUAGAAGGGCCUCAGCCUUUCUGGCCCUCAAGGAGCACCGUCCCGACGCCGCAGCACGAUUCCUCCAACCAGAUGGCCUGCCUGCCAGACAUCGUGACGGGUCUGACUUGAAAAUUGACGUUCAGAUGCGCGUUGUCGAGAGUGAAAAGCAGACCAACAUGGUCGGGGAGACGGACCAUGAAGGAAGCGAGGACGAUGCAAACAGUGCCGACGAUUCUUUUCCAAUCCCGCACAAAGAGAUGGUAUUUGCCUUGUGGAUCACAUAUUCACGGCACCUCCAUGCACAUGCUCGCCUGAGCGUUAGCUCACCUGCGACAUCAGGGACUACCACACCACUUCACCAACCAUCCCCAGGACAAACACCCCCGGUACAUACUCCUAUGGAAAUUGCUUCAGACGAUGAUGCGUCACCGAAGAAGGAAGAGGUCGGGGCAUCUACGCUAUCUAAGCAACUCAAGGACGUGGCUCUGAAUGCAGCAGCGAGGCUUAUAGGACAGCCGAAAUCAGCCGCAGUCAGUACUAGUGGAAGCUCGUCGCCGGCCAGGGCUGUCGAGCCUGCUCGAAAAACCAUCAUUGGCGACUAUACUAUCCUUGAGGAUAUGGGUCAAGGCGCCUACGGCCAGGUCAAGUUGGCUCGCCACAAGACGUCAGGCAAGAAAGUCGUUUUGAAGUAUGUCACGAAACGGCGCAUCUUGGUUGAUACGUGGACAAGAGACCGAAAACUGGGAACCGUGCCCUUGGAAAUCCAUGUGCUGGACUAUCUUCGAAAACCUGAAUUCAGGCACCCCAACAUUGUAGAAAUGGAGGGAUUUUUUGAAGACGAUAUCAAUUAUUAUAUCGAAAUGGCCCCUCACGGACUUCCUGGCAUGGAUUUGUUCGAUUACAUUGAACUUCGGGCGAACAUGCAAGAGCCAGAAUGUCGAAGCAUAUUCUUUCAGGUGGCCAAGGCAGUCCACUUCCUGCACGCAAAUGCGCUAGUUGUACAUCGUGAUAUCAAAGAUGAGAAUGUCAUUCUAGAUGGAGAGGGCAACAUCAAGCUGAUCGACUUUGGAAGCGCGGCAUACAUCAAGAGCGGGCCCUUUGACGUCUUUGUCGGCACUAUUGAUUAUGCGGCUCCGGAGGUUUUGGCAGGCAAACCUUAUGGCGGCAAAGAGCAAGACGUUUGGGCACUGGGUAUUCUCCUAUACACGAUAAUAUACAAGGAGAAUCCGUUCUACAGCAUCGAUGAGAUUAUGGACAGGGAUUUAAGAGUUCCAUUCACCAUGAGCGAGGAGAGUAUCGAUCUUGUUCGCCGCAUGCUCAACCGCGAUGUGAAAGAGCGCUACGACAUCCACCAGGUGAUAAACCACCCGUGGUGCAAGGCCGGUGCAUGA